AUGGGUUCCGUCGUCAUUCCCCAUCUCGUCACCGGCUGGCACGUCGACCAGGCAAUCAUGUCCGAAGAAGACCGCCUGGUAGUCAUUCGCUUCGGCCGCGACUGGGACCCCGACUGCAUGCGUCAAGACGAAGUCCUCUACAAGAUCGCCGACCGCGUCAAGAACUUCGCUGUCAUCUACGUCUGCGACCUCGACCAAGUCCCCGACUUCAAGCAGAUGUACGAGCUCUACGACACCGUUACCCUCAUGUUCUUCUUCCGCAACAAACACAUGAUGUGCGACUUCGGCACGGGAAACAACAACAAGCUGAACUGGGUGCUUGAGGACAAGCAAGAGCUGAUCGAUAUCAUCGAGACGAUCUACAAGGGUGCCAAGAAGGGACGUGGUUUGGUGGUCAGCCCCAAGGACUACUCGACCAGAUACAGAUACUGA
Zasmidium cellare ATCC 36951 is the source of this 432-nucleotide messenger RNA. RefSeq lists its product as uncharacterized. Gene Ontology annotation, cellular component: U4/U6 x U5 tri-snRNP complex; spliceosomal complex; U5 snRNP. NCBI's taxonomy places the organism in Eukaryota, Fungi, Ascomycota, Dothideomycetes, Mycosphaerellales, Mycosphaerellaceae. The record is from RefSeq and is a predicted model, not a curated record. Bases 1 to 432 code for a protein of 143 amino acids. Gene Ontology annotation, biological process: mRNA splicing, via spliceosome. The transcript has a single exon.